This is a messenger RNA of Bemisia tabaci, 1349 nucleotides long. Lineage: Eukaryota; Metazoa; Arthropoda; Insecta; Hemiptera; Aleyrodidae. The record is from RefSeq and is a predicted model, not a curated record.
AAGUUUUGAUACCGCUUAUCAAAUAUCAAUAUUACUAGAUCUACAGCCUGAUCGUCGAAAUUUAUGUCGGCUCGACAAGAAUCGAAAAUAGAUUUAUUACACGGCGCAGAUAGGGCUAUGUCUUGUCUUAUCUUGCUGACAUAGCCAGUUAAUUAGUUUCAAAAAUCCGGCUGCUGGUUUCUUUCGUCUGCUUCAGUAGUAUGGGAACAAUUCCAAUCAAAUUUAUACAGUUCUUCUUGUGUUGUUUCUACUGCCGAGCCCGGAAGCGAAUCAUCCUCUCGAGCCAGUUCCCAGAGGUAGUCAACUCGGCCGGGUUCGAGGACAAGACGCCGCUCAUCUUCUUCUUCCUGACGUCGGCGGAGCGGCACUGGGUCGUGACGGCGCCACGCGGCUUCGGCAAGCGCCUCAACACGGACAUGCUCCACACGUUCUUGGAGCGCCCGUUGGGCCCCGACGGGUGCGACGACGCCCCGCGCCGCAUCCGCCUCGAGCGCCUCUUCGCCGGUGGGCGCCUCGGCGUGGCGCGGCAUCUCCGGGGUGACGUCGCCGACGCCUUCCUCGCCCGCCCGGUUCUCCGCCUUCGUCUGGCCGCCCUCGACGUCUCCACCUACGCCGCAUUCCGCCGCUCCUUCACCGACCUCCUACACCGCGAGUUCCGCAGGCACCGGUACCUGGUCACCGCCAACCGGACACCCGCGCUCUUCGCCGACCCGUCGCGCCUCCUCCACGCAGGCUCCGCCGCCCAACUCGCCCGCCUCCUCCGUGCCUACCACGGCAGACAGGUGAUCUUCUUCCUGGAGGAGCACGAUCAACCGUUAAUGUCUGCGCUGGAGGAUCCGCGCUGCUCGGACGGGGACCUCCGCAAGAUGGUGGCGUUCUUGGGGCGGCUCGUCAAAGGCGUGAUGAACUGCGGUCACGUGGAGCGCUCUCUCGUGACUGGCUGCUCCCUCCUGGGCCGUACCUACACCCGCGUGGCCAACGGCCUCGUCUACCUCCGUAACUUUGACCACCCGGCCAUCGCCAAGUACUACGGCUUCUCCGCGGCGCACGUAGAGCGUCUCGCCACCGCCUUCCGCCGGGGCAAAGAAGUGGACAGAAUGAGGCAGUGGUACGACCGCUACCGCGUCGAGGGCACCUACAGCGUCUUCCGCCCUCUUUCAGUCCUCCGCUACCUCGAGCACGACAAGUUCCGCCCGUACCCGGACCCUCACCCGCUACCGCUGCUGGCCGCUUUCCAGUUCGACGAGAUCUCUGAGCUGGUCGAGAGGUCGCUGACGCAGCUCUCGCGCCUCGAGGCCGUCACCGAUGACACGUUUUUGAGUGUUGACGAGUUGGUGGCCCUGCACUGA